AUGGAUGAUGAGGAGACUGUCGAACAGGUUUUUGAGUGCAAUGAGCUUCCUAAACUUAGCGAUGAACAGUACAGCAAUGAUGACGAAGACCAACAGAGCACUUCAAACUUUUCUGAUGUCGGGCCAUGUGACGUGAUUGAUGACUCUUCUUGUGCCUUACAAGCUCACGAACAAGACUGUUUUUCACUUGCUGUUAUUGCAGAACGAUGGUUAGCUUCUGGUGGAGAGGACGAUGUGGCUUAUCUAUGGGAUAAUCAAGUAUCUGACUCUGUUCCCGUUCUGAGAAUUGAUCACGAAGAUUCAGUAACUCAUGUAGCAUUCAAUAAUGCUCAAUCGCUACUAUCAACUGGAGAUAUGUCGGGAAAAAUUAUAGUCACGCAGUUGUCCGAAUUAAACACUCGUGCCAAGAUUAACGAUUGUAAUGAUUUGGAGUGGAUGUGUUGGCAUAAUACCAAUGACAUUCUUUUUGCUGGAGACAAAGAUGGCAUAAUUUGGAUGUGGCUGAUUGGACCUGGAGGUGUGGCUCAGUCGAAGGUUGCGUAUGAUCUAACAUAUAUAUCUAACAAAAUUAAGGUGUAUAGUGGGAACGGAUCACCUUGCACCGCUGGUGAUCUUCUUCCGGAUGGAAAGCGUUUAUUGGCGGGUUAUGCUGAUGGUGCAGCAAUAGUUCGUGCGUUAUGGUCAAUGGAAAGCAAUAUCCCAUUUUUGUGUGUUGGUUCAGUGGACGGCUUCGUUAGAAUAUUCGACGCCAGGGAUGGUUCGCUACAUAAGGAACUGGGUAAUGGUCCUGAUGAAGUGUUGGACAUGGUGCUACUUGGAUCGAACCCACUACGUCUUAUGACAGCUGGAAGUGGAGGAACUAUUCGAAUGACUUAUUAUCAGAUGUAUAGGAAUACAACUCUUGGUGAGGCACUGCAGAAGACACUUGAUGAUCUCGUGCACGAACAAAUGAUCCCGCCGCAGCUUGCAGUGAAGGUCCUUGCCAUUUACGACAAGGCAAUCAACAAAGCGCUUGCCCAGAAAGCUAAGAACAAGAUAUACUUUAAAGCUGAGAAAUUGCGAGCUUACCGACAUUGCGACAAUGUAUGGACAUUUCUCAUGGAGCGAGUAGAUUUCCGUGACAGCAUUCGUGUGGCCAGAGUGAAAUUUGUUGCAUGUGAUGGAUCAGCUAAGAUGGCGUAUGUAAUGUAUCGAGAGACAACACUGGGGACUGCCCUAAGUCGAACUUUGGACGAAUUUGUUGAGGAAGGUCUGAUCACUCGACCUCUCGCUAUGAAAGUACUGACCACAUUUGACAAAAAUAUAAAUAAGGCUUUAGCAUUUCGCGUUAAAAACAAGGUACAAUUCAAAGCCGAUAAGUUAGUCACUUAUCGAUACUGUGACAAUGUGUGGACGUUCGUAAUUGACGGUAUUGAGUUCCGCGACAUUCAUCGAUCCAUUGACCGUACAGUUGAUAGGGUAAAAAUUGUUGCAUGCGAUGGACGUGCUCCCGGCCUAGCAGGAACGACAACUGGGACGUUGUGA
Angiostrongylus costaricensis is the source of this 1524-nucleotide messenger RNA. The record is from the annotation of a GenBank genome assembly. Lineage: Eukaryota; Metazoa; Nematoda; Chromadorea; Rhabditida; Metastrongylidae.